AUGGCGAUCACGAGCCUUCGGGGCUCGCGAACUUCAAUCUAUGAUCGAAACAACGGCCUCGCCGGAGCAGCGAUCCGUGCCCCUCCCUUCACCUUCAAGCUGUUCGUCAUUGCUCUCACCGUGGCAGUCUGUCUCUUCUUCACUCUCUCUUUCCGCUUGACCUCCUCCUCCAACCCCUCCGAUCUCAAUCUCGGUUUUUCUUACGAUUCGUCUGGGGGUGGAUCGAUUCGGAGGUCGGUACUGGCUUUGAAAUCUGAUCCGUUGAAGCCGAGACUCGAUCAGAUCCGGAAGCAAGCCGACGAUCACCGAUCUCUCGCUCUCGCUUACGCUUCCUAUGCUCGCAAACUCAAGCUCGAGAACUCCAAGCUUGUUAGGGUUUUCGCUGAUCUUUCUCGGAACUACACAGAUCUGAUAUCCAAACCAUCGUAUCGUGCUCUGUUUGAAUCCGAUGCGAACUCAAUCGAUGAGUCUCUGCUUAGGCAGUUGGAAAAGGAGGUUAAAGAAAGGAUUAAAGUCACAAGGCAAGUGAUAGCCGAGGCGAAGGAGUCUUUUGAUAAUCAAUUGAAGAUUCAGAAGCUCAAAGACACUAUUUUCGCUGUGAAUGAGCAGUUGACGAAGGCGAAGAAGCAAGGUGCGUUUUCGAGCUUGAUUGCUGCGAAGUCGAUUCCCAAGAGCUUGCACUGCGUGGCGAUGAGGUUGAUGGAAGAGCGAAUUGCGCAUCCGGAGAAGUAUACGGACGAAGGGAAGCCUACACUACCGGAAUUAGAAGAUCCAAACCUCUAUCACUAUGCAAUUUUCUCCGAUAAUGUGAUUGCGGCGUCGGUUGUGGUGAACUCGGCGGUGAAGAACUCGAAAGAACCGUGGAAACACGUGUUUCAUGUGGUGACUGAUAAGAUGAAUCUUGGAGCGAUGCAGGUUAUGUUCAAAAUGAGGGAUUAUAAUGGAGCUCACAUCGAAGUGAAGGCAGUGGAGGAUUACAAGUUCUUGAACUCUUCAUAUGUGCCAGUGCUUCGACAGCUUGAAUCCGCGAAUUUACAGAAGUUUUACUUUGAGACUAAGCUCGAGAAUGCGACAAAGGACACAACAAAUAUGAAAUUUAGGAACCCUAAAUAUUUGUCAAUAUUGAAUCAUCUGAGAUUUUAUUUGCCGGAAAUGUACCCAAAGUUGCAUAGGAUUUUGUUUUUGGAUGAUGAUAUCAUUGUUCAGAGGGAUUUGACUGGGCUUUGGAAUAUAGACAUGGAUGGGAAGGUGAAUGGAGCUGUUGAGACUUGUUUUGGAUCGUUCCAUCGGUAUGCUCAGUACAUGAAUUUCUCACACCCUUUGAUCAAAGAGAAGUUUAAUCCCAAGGCGUGUGCAUGGGCUUAUGGGAUGAACUUCUUCGAUUUGGAUGCUUGGAGGAGGGAGAAGUGCACCGAAGAGUACCACUACUGGCAGACUCUGAAUGAAAACCGAACCUUGUGGAAAUUGGGAACGUUGCCCCCAGGCUUGAUUACAUUUUAUUCCACAACAAAGCCGUUAGACAAGUCUUGGCAUGUUCUGGGUCUCGGAUAUAAUCCAAGCAUAAACAUGGACGAGAUUCGCAAUGCAGCCGUCGUACACUUCAACGGAAAUAUGAAACCAUGGCUUGAUAUUGCCAUGAACCAGUUUCGACCACUUUGGACAAAGUAUGUUGACUACGAGAAUGACGUUGUCCAGGCCUGCAAUUUCGGUCUUUAAAUAGAAUGAAGUAGUUGAAGCCCAUGCUUAGAGGAUCAACCAACGGUAGUUCUGCUAAAAGCAUCUGUUGAAUGAGCCUUCUUACAUGUUCAAUUAGCAUUCUUAUCUGAUUCCAUAGAAAUUCAUGUCUAUUCAAGUAAAUCAUUCUUCUUUGCCAUAGUAGUUGAGAAUUUUGCUAAAAACUUUGUUCAUAUGUGUUUACGGUUAAAUUUUAAUGGUUAAACUUUUUAAUUGUUUACAACAGUUGGUCUUCAAGAACUUUCCCUAUUUAUAUGUUUGUCUG
Molecule: messenger RNA, 1999 nt
Organism: Ilex paraguariensis (yerba mate)
Lineage: Eukaryota; Viridiplantae; Streptophyta; Magnoliopsida; Aquifoliales; Aquifoliaceae
Source: the annotation of a GenBank genome assembly